Chlamydomonas reinhardtii is the source of this 1884-nucleotide messenger RNA. RefSeq lists its product as uncharacterized. The transcript has 8 exons. NCBI's taxonomy places the organism in Eukaryota, Viridiplantae, Chlorophyta, Chlorophyceae, Chlamydomonadales, Chlamydomonadaceae. The coding region runs from base 213 to 1016 and encodes 267 amino acids. The record is from RefSeq and is a predicted model, not a curated record.
GCCCUUGCAUACCAACCCAGCACGUCAGGUGCAAGACAGCUGGCGAACGGCGAACCUGCGUAAUCGCGUCUCACCGCCUGGCGAGUCCAAAUACUCUUGGUCCAAGCGACGUGUGCAUACAAUACGUACCUCUUAUCUUGCUUGUAUACGUCUCAAUAUACGGAACUGCUUAUAAAGGACUUGCGUUUGCCAACCAUCAGCACGGCCUCGCCAUGGGAGCCGUUCCCGAGCUUGUCUCGCUCAGCAUCUCAGCGUGGUCCUUCAAGGCACGCUUUGCUUUGAAGCACAAUGGCGUCAAGUAUCGCACGACGCCGUACAUGCCCCUGUUCGGAGAGUUCUUCCUCCGGUUGCGGCUGGGCGACUGGAAGAGCAAGGUCACAGUGCCCGUUUUGUUCACGCCACGUGACGGCGUGCUGCAUCAGUCGUACGACAUCGCACGCUGGUCUGACAACCACAGUGCCCGGCCAGGCGCGGAGCGGCUAUUCCCCGAGGGCCGAGAGCCGGAGAUUCGCAGCUGGAACGCGAAGAGCGACACGGUCCUGAACUUCGGGCGGCAUUGCCUGGUGGACACCUUGAUGAGCGACCCGGCCGGGAUGCGCAAGGUGGUGCCAAGCAGCCUGCGCUGGCUGGGGCCGCUGGGGUUGGUGCUGGUGCGGCAAAUCGUGGCGAGGCUGCAGAGCAAGUACCGGGCCGAGGGCAGCAGUACCUCAAUGGUGCAGGCGCUGGAGGUGCUGCGUGAGGCGCAGUCGGUGCUGCGGGCCCAGGGCGGCGGCGGCUCGCUGCGUGGGCGCCACCUGGUGGGCGGCGGCUUCACAUACGCCGACAUCGCCAUCGCCGUGGCGGCGCAGACCGUCAAGCCUCUGGGGCCGCCUUACUCCAGCGGCAGCGCACGCCCGGCCCUGCCGCAGUUCCAGGCGUACCAGGAGGAGUUCGCGGACCUGUUGGAGUGGCGCGACGGCAUCUUCGCGCAGUACUGGCCCAUGGACGCUGAGCACAAGGCCGGCAAGGCGCAGUGACGGCCUGGCUGACAGGCAGGGCUAGCGCGAGCAGCCCGCCAGUGGGUGGAGGCUUUGGGAAUACGGAAUGUCUGGUUGUCAUAGCUGGCCAGUUGCCAUAAGUUGUCAAACAUGUUAAGAGGCGGAGGCGGAGCGUGCACUCAUAAGCACGUGUGGCUGGUGUGCACCAGCUGCUCCUGCAGGGCACGUGUGGUGUAGGCGGUUUGCUAUGCUUGCUGAAUUGCUCAAAACGGCGCUCAGUGUGGGAGCCUGACUGGUUGCCUUGCAACUUGCAACACCGGAAGAGGCCGCAGCAGGGGGUACUCGAAGGGUCGAAUGUCUCGGAGCGACUGUGAGGUGCUCGGAUGCAUCUUAUCAGACAUGGGAGUUGAAGGAGCUGACGGGAGCGCUGGUGUCGGGUGGAAUUAGGCAGCUCUGCUGCAGGCCUGGCAGCAAUUUUGCUUGGUACAUUACAGUGCCCUCCACGGGUGCGACAUGCCCCCACGCUGUGUUAGGGCCAUCUGUGGCUCUUGCCAAUGCGGCUUCCCCACACGCGAACAAUGUGUUGAGCUUGCGCCUAGGACAGACAGCCACUGAGGACGGUGUACGAGGGCUAGCGAUGAGACUGGAUCAACCUAUCUAGCUCCUCACAUCAACGGACCUAGGCCGGACGGCUGGGGAGGACAGGAUCAACCUGUCCUCCAGACCCUGCACACACACGCUGCAGCACACACACUCCCAAUCACGCGCUAUCGCUAUCGAGGCACUGCCAUCAAUCCGGGUCAAUCCAGAGACGGCCUGCUCAGCGCAUGGCCAUGGCGGUGAUAUGCGGUGAUGAGGCGGACGUUUGCAGCAGCACAAAGGUCGCGGCCAGACCGUUCUCACGUUC